AUGUUGAGCGUUGGCGCGCUCGCUUUGGAUUCCUCUCGCAUACAAAAAAUGACGCGCGUUUUUGGAGCUGGUGAGGAAAAUGCUGACGCGUUCAAGGUACAUCGUUUGAUCGGUCUUUCAACGUGUUUGACGUGUAGGCGACGAUAGUAGUCAGCUGAGGGAUAUUUAUUACUCUUAACGUCUUUUUAUGGACUCAAAUGGCCGUCGAAAAUAUCCUGUUUAUGUGGAAAUAUUUCAUCGGAGAGAGUCAUUGAAUUUGAGAAUGUUCUGAAUAGAAGAAGAGGUAUUAAUUUAAACGACCUGUACACUCUUCUGAAGGAUGUUUAUCACUCGUAAGGACUUUUUAUGGACUCAAAUGACCGUCGAAAAUAUUGGAGAGCGUCAUUACAUUUGUGAAUGGUCUGAAUAGAAGAAGACGUAUUAAUUUAAACGACCUUUACACUCUUCUAAAGGAUAUUUGUCACUCGUAAUUACUUUUUAUGGACUCAAAUGACCGUCUAAAAUAUCAGAGAGCAUCACUGAAUUUGAGAAUGUUCUGAAUAGAAGAAGACGUAUUAAUUUAAACGACCUGUACACUCUUCUGAAGGAUAUUUGUCACUCGUAAUUACUUUUUAUGGACUCAAAUGACCUACUAAAAUAUCAGAGAGCAUCUCUGAAUUUGAGAAUGUUCUGAAUAGAAGAAGACGUAUGAAUUUAAACGACCUGUACACAUUCAUUCAUUCCUUCUGAAUGAUAUUUAUCACUCCCAAGGACUUUUUAUGGACUCAAAUGAACGUCGAAAAUACUGAAUUUGGGAACGUUCUAAGAAUGUUUGGUUGUUUAUUUAAAAUUUGUUGUAGUUAAUGUUAACAUUUGGUUGGUGAGUCUCGUUUGAUGGGGUUCUCAGCCUGUUUGCGACGACAUAUGACAAAAAUCUGCUGAGGGAUAUUUAUUAAACUUAAGGACUUUUUAUGGACGCAAAUGAUCGUUGCAAAAUCAUCUUUAUGUGGAAUUACUUACAUGAAAAACGUCAUUGAAUUUGGGAAUGCUUUAAAUAGAAUGGAACGAAACGCAGGGAACUGAUUUUAUUAGUACUGUUAUACUAAAGUCUGAAGAAAGUUAUAUCAAAAUUUGGAUCAGCUGAACUUAACUUAAAGAGUUGGUCGCAAGCUACAUCCAUUGGUGAUGCCGGAGGUCACUUCCACCAGAAGUGAUAAGCUAGCGUCCAAAGGCAUUAUGGUUUUAUGCAACACAACGGCGACCAAGGACUGGAGCUAUUUUCUCUCUCAGAUAUUGCCUCUUGUGAAUAAAUCAGCGGGAUUUGUUCAUCAGAGUAUGGAUCAGGUGGAUGCGGUAACGAGCGCCAUGGUGACUUCUCUUGAACCCGACCUGAGCGGGAUGAGCGCCAGUCACCCGCCGCUCAACUCAAAUCACACGUCCGGGAUGGAGCAUGUCUUCCAGUACUCAUACUCGGAGAAUGACCUGCAGUACACGGACUACAAAACUCCGCCGAGGGACUCAAUACUGCUGCCCAAGUCGGUGCUUUACCUGGUCAUGGCCGCGCUGGUGGUGGUCGCCGUGGCGUACGCGAUCGUCGGACAUCUGGUGAAAGAUCUCGUUCACGAAUGUAUUGAGUGGGCAUUCAUGCCACGUUCAGACAACAGGAGGAACAAGCGUGACAUAAACUGCAUCAGCAUGAAUGAAAUGAACGAACUGCCUCGUCCAGUGGACACACACUGCAUCAUUUACAAUCACUCCGACUCCACGAGCACCAUUAAGCCAGAAGAACUGGUGGUGACCAUCGAUGAAACCUUGCAGAUACCUCGUGAAGAUUACAGUGGAACCUAAAUUUAAGAAAAACAGCCACUAAUUUGAUUCAACCCUUUAUAAUAAGGAGAAAAGCAAGUUUGCUUCAGUUUGAUCAGCAUCUGUAAUGCUGAGAGAGCUGUAACAAUGAAGUCACAUGACAUUUGGUGGAAGACUUAACUGGGGAUGAGGAAAAGGAGACGUAUCUGGGAGACUUUAGAAAGAAGGGAAUCAUUUACAAAUGAAGUACAUGACAUUCUUAAAACUCUUUAUCAGAGUGCUGUUACAGACUAUAUAUUUCAAAAAUGGAUGUGAACCACAGAAAGUCGAGACAUUUCUUUAUCAAUCAUGGCUGUCUUAUCACACAAUAUUUUUCUUGUUUUGUGGAGACAUGCACUGUGAAUCUAGAAUAGUGUUCAGCUUUUGUUUUUUCCUACUUCCCCUGCUAUGUUUAUAUUUUUAAAGAAUUUCAGGGUUUUCCAUUUUUGCACAGUAUGUGCAGUUAUUCACAACUCCCCUUUAGGUUUUCUGCAAUCAACUAUGCUACUUGACAAAACGAUUAUGAAAAUAGUUAAUCCUCACUGAAUUGCAAACAAACAAACAAACAAACAACAACAACAGUGUUUUGUUUACUUUUCAUCUGAGGCAGUGUGAUCGAAAACUUUAUAAUAGAGAGAGACACUACACAAACACUGCUCACUGAAAAAAACAAAUAUGUAAAAAACACCAGUUAUACACGCUUAUAAAUGAUAUUUGAUAAUAUAAGUGUAUAAUAUGUGUUGAAAAAAAAAAUGUCCUGUUUACAUCUAAGGGCUAUAAGUUCAGGUCUUGUUGUUAAGUAGUUUUUCCUCUGUUGCUAUCAAAACAGAGCUUUCAGAAUAUCACAUUUUUAAAAACAGAAAAUCUGAAUGGAUAGAUUUUCAAAUUCAAAAUGUACAAUAAGGGACAAUUUUGAAAAUUGCCAGAAUAUUCUCAGCUGUUUCAAACUGACAAAAAAGGCAAAAAAUAACAGUUGCAUUAAUGUUAAUAUAAACAUAAAAGCAUCUUACUGCCAAGUGCAUUAAAGACAAACAUUUUAUCAAUUUGUGUGUUUCCUGGGAAUUGAACUCAUGAUCUUGGCAUUGACAGCACCUUGCUGUACAGUGUACCUCUGUUAACUUCCCCUGCUCUCUAUCUUUUUUUUUUUUUUUAAAUAAA
Myxocyprinus asiaticus (Chinese sucker) is the source of this 2982-nucleotide messenger RNA. RefSeq lists its product as uncharacterized. Lineage: Eukaryota; Metazoa; Chordata; Actinopteri; Cypriniformes; Catostomidae. The transcript is spliced from 3 exons. The record is from RefSeq and is a predicted model, not a curated record. The coding region runs from base 1165 to 1827 and encodes 220 amino acids.